Molecule: messenger RNA, 3256 nt
Organism: Nerophis lumbriciformis (worm pipefish)
Lineage: Eukaryota; Metazoa; Chordata; Actinopteri; Syngnathiformes; Syngnathidae
Source: RefSeq, a predicted model, not a curated record
UAGAAGAGAAGCAGUCUGAUAGCACCACUCUCUCUCUCUCUCUCUGAAAGUGUGAGUGUGGGUAUGUGUGUGGACACGGCUCGACUGCUGUGACACUAAUACCAAGUGCAAUCAGAAAGCAUGCAGCAGAAUUCCCAGUGAGAAGAGGAACCUUUAACCACUGAAAAGUCCAAGCCAAACAUUGUCCACGAAACAAUGGCUGGUUCCUUCCUGAGUGCUCACCGCUGCCCCCAAGUGGACCUGCCGCUGCACCGCAGCACACAGAUGCCACCGCCGCGUUUGACCAGCUCUUGUCUCAUCGCUUCCUCGUCCAACUCCGGCGAGGAAGAUGAGCGAGGAAGCGGCAGCGACUGGUCGGAAGACGACCUGUCCCUUCACUUCUCUGCAUCGGUCAUCAGCCCGUCCAGUGACGAAGAGUCUGAUCCGGAAAGCGGCAGUCGAUGCGUCACUCAAGGCAAAUGUCCGAUUCAGGUCAAAAAGCUCCUUUGCCCCACUGUCCAUCACCGCUCAGAUCUGUUGCUACGGCAACACAGCAUGCCAGCGACCCCUCAAAGCGGCGGAGGAACCCGCCAAGGCCACAACUCGGCACCACAACGACUACGGAAAUCCUUCUCUUUGGAUGAAAGCAAAACCAAGAUGGCCUCCUGUAUCAUCAACAGUGUCCUGUCCAAGAAGAUGCAGGAGCAGUUUGUCUCCUCAGAGGCUCACAACUCUUCAGCCGGAAGGGCGGAGAAAGAUGUGCUUCAAAAUGCACACACUUUCCCCGCCAGCAGAGCUCCGACAACCGUCCGGGUCUUCGGUCGGGAGGACAAACCACGUCCAAAUUUGCAAGUUCUACAUGGAAAUAAUAAGGCUUCCACAGGACAUGUGACCAAGAUGGCUGCCUGUUUCUCCAGAGUCAAGUUCAUCCCAGUUAGGAAUGUGAAGGAUCUUGCUGUUAAACCUGCAGAGUCCAGGCAAACGGAAAGAACCAGAACCAACGUCAGUGACCAGGCUGCUACGUCCUUUCCUCAGCAGACUGUCACUGCCCAGGAACACAACUCCAGUCUGGGAGUGUCCUCACGUCAUGUCCCUGGUGUUUGUACUGCCUUGCCCACUUCGCGGUACCCACACCUGGGCCAGGUACGCACCACCCAGACCCUCCCAUCAUCUAUGAGCUCCACCCACACCAUCCCACCAUCUAAGGGAUCUAUCCAGACUCUCCCUCCACCCAUUAGCUCCACCCACACCCUCACUCCAUCCAUGAGUGCCACCCACACACUCCCUCAAUCCAUGAGCUCCACCCACACCCUCCCUCAAUCCACGAGCUCCACCCACACCCUCCAUCCAUCCAUGAGCUCCACCCACACCCUCACUCCAUCCAUGAGUUCCACCCACACCCUCCCUCAAUCCACGAGCUCCACCCACACCCUCCUUCCAUCCAUGAGCUCCACCCACACGCUCCCUCCACCCAUGAGCUCCAUCCACACCCUCCCUCCACCCAUUAGCUCCACCCACCCCCUCCCUCUAUCCAUGAGUUCCAACCACACUCUCCCUCCAUCCAUUAGCUCCACCCACACCCUCCCUCCAUCCAGGAGUGCCACCCACACCCUUCAUCCAUCCAUGAGCUCCACCCACACCCUCACUCCAUCCAUGAGUUCCACCCACACCCUCCCUCAAUCCACGAGCUCCACCCACACCCUCCUUCCAUCCAUGAGCUCCACCCACACGCUCCCUCCACCCAUGAGCUCCAUCCACACCCUCCCUCCACCCAUUAGCUCCACCCACCCCCUCCCUCCAUCCAUGAGUUUCACCUACUCCCUUCAUCCAUCCAUGAGUUCCAACCACACUCUCCCUCCAUCCAUGAGCUCCACCCACACCCUCCCUCUAUCCACGAGUUCCAACUACACUCUCCCUCCAUCCAUGAGCUCCACCCACACCCUCACUCCAUCCAUGAGCUCCACCCACACCCUCCCUUCAUCCAUGAGUUCCAUCCACACUCUCCCUCCAUCCAUGAGUUUCACCCACUCCCUCCCUCUAUCCAUGAGCUCCACCCACACCCUCCCUUUAUCCAUGAGUUCCAAACACACCCUUCAUCCAUCCAUGAAUUCCACCCACGCCCUCCCUCAAUCCAUGAGUUCCACCCACACCCUCCCUCAAUCCUUUAACUCCACCCAUGCCCUUCCUCCAUCCAUGAGCUCCAUUAAGACCCUACCUCAAUCCAUGAGCUCCACCCACACCCUCCCUUCAUCCAUGAGUUCCAUCCACACCCUCCCUCCAUCCAUGAGUUUCACCCACUCCCUCUCUCCAUCCAUGAGCUCCACCCACACCCUCCCUCCAUCCAUGAGUUUCACCCACACCCUUCAUCCAUCCAUGAAUUCCACCCACACCCUCCACCCAUCUAUGAGCUCCACCCACGCCCUCCCUCAAUCCAUGAGUUCCACCCCCACCCUCCCUCAAUCCUUUAGCUCCACCCAUACUCUCCAUCCAUCCAUGAGCUCCAUUCAGACCCUACCUCAAUCCAUGAGCUCCUUCCACACCCUCCAUCCAUCCAUGAGCUCCAUUCAGACCCUACCUCAAUCCAUGAGCUCCAUUCAGACCCUCCCUCAAUCCAUGAGCUCCUUCCACACCCUCCCUCCAUCCAUGGGCUUCAUCUACACCCUUCUUCCAUCUAUGAGCUCCACCCACACCCUCCAACCGUCCAUGACCUCGAUCCAGAGAUCUCAGCCUGAAGAAGUCUCUGGCCUCAGCCUCUUCAGUAGCUCCGCCCCCAGACACCUGAUGUUUGAUCCUAAACACCAGCAGUACUUUUGUGUGCAGAAGAAGAUGCUGAUUGACCUCGAAACAGGUCAAUACAUCCCGGUCGUUCUACCUGCGCCGAUCUUCAGUGCAUGAGUAUGACAAAGGACCCCGUCACCCGGACACCAGGACACCAGGACAAGGCAAGCCAGUGAAGAUAUUUACAGUCCAAACAGAAAUGCAUGAGACAUUCUGCAUGCUUAAAGUGAUGUCACCUUUCUACAUGAUUGGAUGAUUCAUCAAAGUGACCACUAGGGGGCUCGCAGUAUUAAUACACAACAUGCAGUACAUUUGUACUAUUUGCACACAAGAAGUAUACUGUAGUGAUAUUUCAUGUUCUUUUUCUACACCAUUUUAGUUACUGUUGUGUAUGAAAUGUAAAUAACAUAUCGAACUGUCCAGUGAAGAGAAUAAAAAUGGCGUCUUCAUGCCAGCUGCUGUACGUCUUCCAUAUUAAUGUUCCAUCUGGAGGUGGGUG